Molecule: messenger RNA, 4544 nt
Organism: Rattus rattus (black rat)
Lineage: Eukaryota; Metazoa; Chordata; Mammalia; Rodentia; Muridae
Gene: Nf2
Product: neurofibromin 2
Exons: 17
Coding region: 462-2237 (591 amino acids)
Biological process (GO): regulation of organelle assembly; regulation of gliogenesis; positive regulation of early endosome to late endosome transport
Cellular component (GO): cytoskeleton; apical part of cell; adherens junction
Molecular function (GO): actin binding; cell adhesion molecule binding
Source: RefSeq, a predicted model, not a curated record
AGUCCUGAGGGCGGGGCGGGGACCCGGCGGGUCGCUGAGGUGGGGGUUGGUAGAGGACGCUUUCCGAGGGCGCGCGGAGCGGAGCCGGUGACAGACACGCACGCGCGUGUGCGCUCCCAACUACUGCGCGGCCCCGCGACCCCCGUCGGUCGCUGAGAGGCCCGGCGUCGGCGCCACUGCCGUCUGGGAUUUCUGUCUAAGAGCGUCCCUGGCGUCCCCCAGCCCGAUCUCAAGCUCCGGGCCGCGCCCUCUCUUGCCGGCGUCCUGUACCCCAGCGUCAGGCCAGAGCCGGGUCCUCAGGCCCAUGCUGGCCGCUGGGGACCCAGGCAGCCUAGGUCUGUCUCCAGCCGGCCAGCCGGCCACCAUGGUGGCCCUGAGGCCUGUGCAGCUACUCCAGGGGGGCUAAGAGACCCAGAACGCGGGCCUAGGGGUGAGGGGGUCCCAGGCCAGUACCCCGCGCCAUGGCCGGAGCCAUCGCUUCCCGCAUGAGCUUCAGCUCACUCAAGAGGAAGCAGCCCAAGACCUUCACGGUGCGGAUCGUCACCAUGGAUGCCGAGAUGGAGUUCAACUGCGAGAUGAAGUGGAAAGGGAAGGACCUGUUUGAUUUGGUGUGCCGGACGCUGGGGCUUCGGGAGACCUGGUUCUUUGGACUGCAGUAUACAAUCAAGGACACGGUGGCCUGGCUCAAAAUGGACAAGAAGGUGUUGGAUCACGAUGUUUCGAAGGAAGAACCAGUUACCUUUCAUUUCCUGGCCAAAUUUUAUCCUGAAAAUGCUGAGGAGGAGCUAGUCCAGGAGAUCACGCAGCACUUAUUUUUCUUACAGGUGAAGAAGCAGAUUUUGGAUGAAAAGGUCUAUUGCCCUCCCGAGGCGUCCGUGCUCUUGGCGUCAUAUGCUGUCCAGGCCAAGUAUGGCGACUAUGACCCCUCUGUGCACAAGCGAGGAUUUUUAGCCCAAGAGGAAUUGCUUCCGAAAAGGGUGAUAAAUCUCUAUCAGAUGACUCCGGAAAUGUGGGAGGAGAGAAUUACUGCUUGGUAUGCGGAGCACCGGGGCAGAGCCAGGGAUGAAGCUGAAAUGGAGUAUUUGAAGAUAGCUCAGGACCUGGAGAUGUAUGGCGUGAACUACUUUACAAUCCGGAAUAAAAAGGGCACAGAGUUGCUGCUUGGAGUGGAUGCUCUGGGCCUUCACAUCUACGACCCUGAGAACAGGCUGACCCCCAAGAUCUCCUUCCCGUGGAAUGAAAUCCGAAACAUCUCCUACAGCGACAAGGAGUUUACUAUUAAACCACUGGAUAAGAAAAUUGAUGUCUUUAAAUUUAACUCCUCAAAGCUUCGUGUUAAUAAGCUGAUUCUUCAGCUGUGUAUUGGGAACCAUGACCUAUUUAUGAGGAGAAGGAAAGCUGACUCUUUAGAAGUUCAGCAGAUGAAAGCCCAGGCCAGGGAAGAGAAGGCGAGAAAACAGAUGGAGCGGCAGCGGCUGGCUCGAGAGAAGCAGAUGCGGGAGGAGGCCGAGCGCACGAGAGAUGAGUUAGAGAGGAGGCUCCUGCAGAUGAAAGAGGAAGCAACGAUGGCCAAUGAAGCUCUGAUGCGGUCUGAGGAAACAGCUGACCUGUUGGCUGAAAAGGCUCAGAUCACAGAAGAGGAGGCCAAGCUUCUGGCUCAAAAGGCUGCAGAGGCUGAGCAAGAGAUGCAGCGAAUCAAGGCCACAGCCAUUCGGACAGAGGAGGAGAAGCGCUUGAUGGAGCAGAAGGUGCUGGAGGCUGAAGUGCUGGCGUUGAAGAUGGCUGAGGAGUCAGAGAGGAGGGCCAAGGAGGCUGAUCAGUUAAAGCAAGACUUGCAGGAAGCCCGAGAAGCAGAGCGAAGAGCCAAGCAGAAGCUCUUAGAAAUCGCCACCAAGCCCACAUAUCCACCCAUGAACCCAAUCCCAGCACCACUGCCUCCUGACAUACCGAGCUUCGACAUUAUUGGUGACAGCUUGUCAUUCGACUUCAAGGACACGGACAUGAAGCGACUUUCCAUGGAGAUAGAGAAAGAGAAAGUGGAGUACAUGGAGAAGAGCAAGCAUCUGCAAGAACAACUCAAUGAACUCAAGACAGAAAUUGAGGCCUUGAAACUCAAAGAGAGGGAGACAGCCUUGGACAUCCUACACAGCGAGCACUCGGACAGAGGCGGCACCAGCAGCAAGCAUAACACCAUUAAAAAGCCUCAAGCCCAAGGCAGAAGACCUAUCUGCAUUUGAGUCCUCAAACUUACUCUGCAGAGCGCCAAGUCCCGUGUGGCCUUCUUUGAAGAACUCUAGGUGACCCGACCACCUCCUGCCACAUCUGCUGCUCCUGACACCAACGGGGUGGGCCUGACCCCAAAGGAAUCAUCAGUAGAGGGCUGGCUUGUUUGGGAACUCUGAGUAGAAGGCCUGGUCCCCUUUGAGUUCAGUUGUUUUUGAACUCUGACCCUGCAGAGAUUUCUCAAGGUGUUCUAGUUCUCCUAGCCUGCAUAUCUAUGUCUCUCCUUCCCCCCCUCCCCCUCCUCUCCCUCCUUACCCCCCACUUUCCUCUCUCCUCUCAGAAAUAUUUGUUGUGUGUGGGCUGCCAUUCUUCCUGCACCCUAGGCACUGUGGUGUAAGUGUCACUGUGCGUGCUGCUGACUUUGGUUUGAGAAGCGGCUGUGAGUCCUGUGUGGAGGCUGAAAUCUACCAUGCUGGUGCUACCCACUCCCUGACUGGGGUUCUGGGAUAGGCCUCCCCUCCACAGUAAGGACCUGACUAGAAGCAUGGACUGGCUUAGCUCAGAACCAGCAAUGCUGGCUCCUUAGCCAGGCUCACCUGAGGCAGUGUUAUAGCUGUCUGACUGGCAGGAAACAGGCAGAACAGCUGUGGCUAGGAAGAGACUUAAGAUAAAAGCUGCUGGGCGACAGUGUGCACGUGAGUCCCUUCAGUCUUAGCCACCUCCCUGUGGUGGGCCAAGAGCUUCCUGGUCACAUUCCCAUGAGUGCCUGGGAACCCAGCUGUGACCAGCACUUCCAUCCAACUCCUCCCACUCAGUACAUGGAACCCCAGAGCCCUGCUGCCCAUCCAUCGUCUUCUAGUUCUCUCCAGUACCUAGGCCUUACUGUCAUUGUCCUUGUCUUCCCCUGGGGGCCCAGCGGUGUUCUUUUUGUCCCUCCUUCCCAGAACCUGACACAGGUAUCAGGCCAUACAUAGCCAGCAAACUAACACUACUGCCUGCCUCCAUGCUGGGCAGCAAGUACAUCCCAUGUGGCUCGCACACUCCAUGGGCUGGGCCUAUCUUCUGUGUAACUGGGCUCACUGCUGUGGCCAGUCAGAGCCCAUUGGGUCCUGACAGCAGGUGCUAUGCCUCAGUCCACAGGCAGAUGGACAUUAACUUAAGACAGUGAGGGGCUGAGCAGUGGAAUGGUCCACAGUACCGUUUUCGAGAAACUGAGGCACACUACCUUAUUCCCACUGGCUGGCUGUUAUUAGGCCACUUUGCCAUAGGCAGCCCGCUGAGUGUCACCUCAGCAUCUGUGAGCACCUGGGAUAGGACUCUGGGAUAGGAACUUCAAGUUGAGAAGUCCUCAGGACUUGACACCCCAGCAUUUGCCAAGUCUUCUCUGACCUGAAACUCUUCUCUGACUUUCUUUCUGUGCACUUGAUCUAACAGUGGCUGUGGGACACAGGACAGUGACGCUGGUUAUAAAAAUUAUACCAGGCCUUGGUUUUUUUUUUUUAAUUUAUGCUUUAUAUUUCAAAUUUGAGAAAUGCCAAGCGACAUAGCCACACGGGAGCCCUGGUAUUUGAGGAGUGGUGGGUGUAACUUUCUUAAAAGGUGGAACCCACUCAGUCAGAGGUACCUCAGGUCCCCUCAAGAGAGAGAAUUGGAUCUCCAGAAUGUCUCCAGCCUGCUUUGAGCCUGUAGCUGGGUUCUUUCUGGUAGACAAUUUUAGAGUCAAAGAAAGACAUCUGAAGUCCACAGUGAGCUCCAACCCUGGCUAUUUCUAGUUUCAGUGGUUCUUGCAACAUGGGCAGGCGUACCCUGGUACUGAAACAGUAAGUCACUCUCAGUGCAGGACACUGAGGCCUUGCUGAUAGCCUGUGGCUGGUCACAUACCCUGACUGAGGUAAUAUCUGAGCCGCCACAGCACUCUGACCCUAGAUCACUGCCGAGCCUGGCUGGACAACACCAGCGGGCUUACCUAACACUACUUCAGUUACUGCUUUAUCAUCUUCAGACAGGUUUCUCACGCUCCUGUACUUUCAAAAAGCCCAGAGGCUGAUACCCAGCAACAGUAACUAACUGUUCUUGCCAACAGGGCCAAAGCCUCAAAGCCCCUAGUGCAAGCAGCCUUCACAGGGGACCCAGCCUCUUCUGGGUACCUUGAGGCCAAGCCAGGGCCCAUGGGCUUCCAUUCCUGUUUUCUUAUCAAACAGCUCUUCCUGGGAGGCCCAUGUCGCUCCUGUCAGGGCCAAAACAUGAAGCUGUUUUUUGUUUGGGGUUGGGGGUGAUUAUAAUUUAAGUGAUUGUUUUAAUAAAAACUCUAAGCUGCUCUA